Arvicola amphibius (Eurasian water vole) is the source of this 5876-nucleotide messenger RNA. It is a transcript of the gene Col4a1, whose product is annotated as collagen type IV alpha 1 chain. NCBI's taxonomy places the organism in Eukaryota, Metazoa, Chordata, Mammalia, Rodentia, Cricetidae. The transcript is spliced from 52 exons. Gene Ontology annotation, molecular function: extracellular matrix structural constituent. Gene Ontology annotation, cellular component: collagen trimer; basement membrane. The record is from RefSeq and is a predicted model, not a curated record. Bases 133 to 5148 code for a protein of 1671 amino acids.
CGCCUCACCCGGGACGGUGUGCAGGGCUCACACCGGGCCCUCCGAGACUGAGCUGCUCGCCGCGGCUCCUGGGAGCCGGGCUGCAGUUCCCUGCCGUCCCCGUUGGUCCCCCGCUGCCCCGGGCGCGCCACCAUGGGGCCCCGGUUCAGCUUCUGGCUUCUACUGCUGCCCGCCGCCCUUCUGCUCCACGAGGAGCGCAGCCGGGCCGCUGCGAAGGGUGACUCCGGCUGUGGCGGCUCUGGCUGUGGGAAAUGUGACUGUCAUGGCGUCAAGGGACAAAAGGGAGAAAGAGGCUUUCCAGGGUUACAAGGUGUCAUUGGGUUUCCUGGGAUGCAAGGACCCGAGGGGCCACAUGGACCACCAGGACAAAAGGGUGAUACUGGAGAACCUGGACUUCCUGGCACAAAAGGGACAAGAGGACCCCCUGGAAUAGCUGGCUACCCUGGGAACCCCGGGCUUCCUGGUAUUCCUGGCCAAGAUGGUCCGCCAGGUCCCCCAGGUAUCCCAGGAUGCAACGGUACAAAGGGAGAGAGAGGUCCGCUUGGUCCUCCUGGCUUGCCUGGAUUCACCGGGAGUCCUGGACCACAAGGGCCGCCAGGAAUUAAGGGAGAUCCUGGUGAAAUUAUCGGCCACACCCCUGGAAUACCUUUGAAAGGGGAAAGAGGAUUCCCUGGCAUCCCUGGCACUCCGGGCCUACCGGGAGUGCCAGGGCUCCAGGGACCUGUUGGUCCUCCAGGAUUUACUGGGCCGCCGGGUCCCCCCGGCCCUCCUGGCCCCCCUGGAGAAAAGGGGCAGAUGGGCUCCAGCUUCCAAGGACCAAAAGGUGACAAGGGUGAGCAGGGGGUCAGCGGCCCCCCUGGAGUACCGGGACAGGCACAAGUUAAAGAAAAAGGAGACUUUGCCCCAACAGGAGAAAAGGGUCAGAAAGGUGAACCCGGAUUCCAGGGAGCCCCAGGGCUUGGAGAGAAAGGUGAACCAGGGAAGCAAGGGCCACGGGGAAAACCUGGAAAAGACGGCGAGAAGGGAGAAAAGGGGAGUCCGGGCUUUCCUGGUGAUUCCGGGUACCCAGGACUCCCAGGCCGGCCAGGCCCUCAGGGAGAGAAGGGUGAAACUGGACUUCCAGGCCCUCCUGGAUCUGUGAUAGGCACCAUGCCGCUGGGAGAGAAAGGGGAGCGAGGCUACCCCGGAACGCCAGGGUUAAGAGGAGAGCCAGGCCCUAAAGGUUACCCUGGAAUACAAGGCCAGCCAGGCCCUCCAGGCUUCUCCAUUCCAGGCCAGAUUGGUGCUCCCGGCUUCCCAGGCGAAAGAGGAGAAAAAGGCGACCAGGGAUUUCCAGGAGUGUCUUUACCGGGACCCAGUGGAAGAGAUGGAACUCCAGGGCCUCCCGGCCCUCCUGGGCCCCCUGGACAGCCAGGCCAUACAAAUGGCAUUGUGGAAUGCCAGCCUGGACCUCCUGGGGACCAGGGUCCUCCCGGGGUACCAGGACAGCCCGGUUUGAUAGGCGAAGUUGGACAGAAAGGUGAGAAAGGAGAAGGCUGCCUUGCUUGUGACACAGAAGGACUCCGAGGCCCCCCUGGACCACAGGGGCCCCCAGGAGAGAUUGGUUUCCCCGGACAGCCAGGGGCCAAAGGUGACCGUGGUCUGCCUGGCAGAGAUGGUCUUGAAGGAUUGCCGGGUCCACAAGGUGCACCAGGGCUCAUGGGCCAGCCUGGAGCUAAGGGAGAACCUGGCGAGAUAUUUUUUGACAUGCGACUCAAAGGUGACAAAGGAGACCCAGGUUUCCCAGGACAACCAGGCAUGCCAGGAAGAGCGGGAACCCCUGGAAGAGAUGGCCACCCAGGACUUCCUGGACCCAAAGGCUCCCCGGGCUUGGUAGGAUUGAAAGGAGAACGAGGGCCCCCUGGAGGAGUUGGCUUCCCCGGCAGUCGCGGUGACAUUGGCCCACCUGGGCCCCCAGGAAUCGGUUCCAUUGGUCCCAUUGGUGAAAAAGGAAAUGCAGGCUUUCCUGGAAACCCAGGGUCCCCAGGCCUUCCAGGUCCAAAGGGUGAAGCAGGAAAGGUUGUCCCACUCCCUGGCCCCCCUGGAGCUGCAGGCCUUCCAGGAUCCCCUGGGUUCCCAGGGCCACAAGGUGACCGAGGCUUCCCAGGAACCCCAGGACGACCAGGCAUCCCAGGAGAGAAGGGUGCUGUGGGCCAGCCAGGGAUUGGAUUUCCCGGGCCUCCAGGCCCCAAAGGUGUUGACGGCUUGCCUGGAGACAUAGGGCAACCUGGGAGUCCAGGCCGCCCUGGAUUUAAUGGCUUACCUGGCAACCCAGGGCCACAAGGCCAAAAGGGAGAACCUGGCAUUGGGCUACCAGGACUCAAAGGGCAGCCAGGCCUGCCAGGCAUUCCUGGUACACCUGGAGAGAAGGGCAACAUCGGGGGACCAGGCGUCCCUGGAGAGCAAGGAUCGAUUGGCCCCCCUGGACUCCAGGGGAUCAGAGGUGACCCAGGACCUCCUGGAGUUCAAGGCCCUGCAGGUCCACCAGGGGUUCCUGGAAUAGGACCACCCGGAGCCAUGGGCCCUCCCGGAGGACAGGGACCUCCAGGGUCAUCAGGUCCACCUGGAGUCAAAGGAGAGAAGGGUUUCCCUGGAUUCCCAGGACUGGACAUGCCCGGCCCCAAAGGAGAUAAAGGCUCUCAAGGACUUCCUGGCCUCACGGGACAGUCAGGGCUCCCUGGCCUCCCUGGACAGCAGGGGACUCCUGGAUUACCAGGAUUCCCAGGUUCUAAAGGCGAAAUGGGCGUCAUGGGAACCCCAGGGCAACCAGGCUCACCGGGACCAGCUGGCACCCCAGGGUUGCCUGGAGAGAAAGGAGACCAUGGCCUUCCAGGCUCUUCAGGACCCAGGGGAGACCCUGGCUUCAAAGGCGAUAAGGGGGAUGUUGGGCUUCCCGGCAUGCCAGGAUCUAUGGAACACGUGGACAUGGGCAGUAUGAAGGGACAGAAAGGAGACCAAGGAGAGAAAGGACAAAUUGGACCCACUGGUGAUAAAGGUUCCCGAGGAGAUCCUGGAACGCCAGGAGUGCCUGGGAAGGACGGGCAGGCGGGGCAUCCUGGACAACCAGGACCUAAAGGUGACCCAGGUCUUAGUGGAACACCAGGAGCCCCUGGCCUCCCUGGACCCAAAGGAUCUGUUGGAGGAAUGGGCAUGCCAGGUUUACCCGGACAGAAAGGUGUUCCCGGCAUCCCCGGCCAACAGGGCGUCCCUGGCUCACCUGGAGAGAAAGGAGCCAAAGGAGAGAAAGGACAGUCCGGUGUACCUGGCAUUGGGAUUCCCGGGCCGCCCGGCGACAAGGGAGACCAGGGACUCGCGGGUUUCCCAGGCAGCCCUGGCGAGAAGGGAGAGAAAGGCAGCGCCGGAACCCCAGGGAUGCCAGGGUCCCCAGGCCCAAGGGGGUCUCCAGGGAGCAUCGGCUAUCCAGGAAGCCCAGGCCUGCCUGGAGAGAAGGGAGACAAAGGCCUCCCGGGAUUGGAUGGUGUUCCUGGUGUCAAAGGAGAAGCAGGUCUCCCUGGGACUCCCGGUCCUACAGGUCCAGCUGGCCAGAAGGGAGAGCCUGGCAGUGAUGGCAUCCCUGGGUCAGCAGGAGAGAAGGGCGAGCCAGGUCUUCCCGGAAGAGGCUUCCCAGGAUUCCCAGGGAACAAAGGAGACAAAGGUUCCAAGGGUGAAGUGGGCUUCCCCGGCUUAGCUGGGAGUCCAGGAAUUCCUGGAGCCAAAGGGGAGCAAGGAUUCAUGGGUCCUCCGGGCCCUCAAGGACAACCCGGUUUACCUGGCACUCCUGGUCAUCCCGUGGAGGGGCCCAAAGGAGACCGAGGACCUCAGGGUCAACCCGGCCUGCCAGGACAUCCGGGACCUAUGGGGCCUCCAGGGUUCCCCGGACUCAAUGGGCCAAAAGGUGACAAGGGAAAUCCAGGUUGGCCAGGAGCUCCUGGGGUUCCAGGCCCCAAGGGAGACCCAGGAUUCCAAGGCAUGCCGGGCAUUGGCGGCUCUCCAGGGAUCACAGGCUCAAAAGGAGACAUGGGACCACCAGGAGUUCCAGGAUUCCAAGGUCAGAAAGGUCUUCCUGGCCUCCAGGGAGUGAAAGGAGACCAGGGGGAUCAAGGCAUACCCGGCCCUAAAGGUCUCCAAGGUCCCCCAGGUCCCCCAGGUCCAUAUGAUGUCAUCAAAGGAGAGCCAGGGCUCCCUGGUCCAGAGGGUCCCCCUGGUCUAAAAGGACUCCAGGGACCACCAGGUCCAAAAGGACAGCAAGGUGUGACAGGCUCGGUGGGCUUUCCUGGACCCCCAGGUGUUCCUGGGUUUGAUGGUGCCCCUGGUCAGAAAGGAGAGACCGGCCCCUUUGGACCACCCGGUCCGAGAGGGUUUCCUGGUCCACCAGGCCCCGAUGGGCAGCCAGGAUCCAUGGGUCCCCCAGGUACCCCAUCUGUGGACCACGGCUUCCUUGUGACCAGACAUAGUCAGACAACAGAUGAUCCACUGUGUCCUCCAGGGACCAAAAUUCUCUACCAUGGGUACUCUCUGCUCUAUGUGCAAGGCAACGAACGGGCUCAUGGGCAGGACUUGGGCACUGCAGGCAGCUGUCUGCGCAAGUUCAGCACGAUGCCCUUCCUCUUCUGCAACAUCAACAAUGUCUGCAACUUCGCCUCCAGAAAUGACUACUCCUACUGGCUGUCCACGCCAGAGCCGAUGCCCAUGUCCAUGGCUCCCAUCUCUGGGGACAACAUCCGGCCCUUCAUUAGCAGGUGUGCAGUGUGCGAAGCACCCGCCAUGGUGAUGGCGGUACACAGUCAAACCAUCCAGAUCCCGCAGUGCCCCAACGGUUGGUCCUCACUGUGGAUCGGCUAUUCCUUCGUCAUGCACACCAGCGCUGGUGCUGAAGGUUCCGGCCAAGCCCUUGCAUCCCCCGGGUCCUGCCUGGAGGAGUUUAGAAGCGCCCCGUUCAUCGAGUGCCAUGGCCGAGGAACAUGCAAUUACUACGCGAAUGCUUACAGCUUUUGGCUCGCCACCAUAGAGAGAAGCGAGAUGUUCAAGAAGCCCACGCCGUCCACCUUGAAGGCAGGGGAGCUUCGCACGCACGUCAGCCGCUGCCAAGUGUGCAUGAGAAGAACAUAACGAUGCCCGCCUCUGCCGCCGUCACAACAUGGUGCUACUCCCUCCUCGUCCUCUCCUCCCUCCUGUUUUGUUUUUAACAGCAAUGAACCCUAGAAUUAUACCCCAUGUACCUCACUGUCCACUAUGAAAACCGUAAAGUGCCUUAUAGGGAUCCGCGUAACUAACACACCCCGCUUCAUUGGCUUCUGUUUGCUGAAGGAGAAGGACAGACAGCGAUGAGCUUUCCGUAGAGGCACAUACCAAAUGGCACUCGUGAUCAAAUAAAAGAUGAAUUGCCUUUUGCAAUCCAGUGCACUGAUGUGUGAGGUGAGAACUCCAUAAGAAACCCAAAGGUGCUAGGGGUACACGGUGCUCUCCAGACAGCCCACAGCCCGUUUCAUUCUGUCACCCCAGAUGUGAGUGUCUGUCCAUACCACUGUCUAGUGUUUCCAGAUCAGGUCCCUCAAUGGUCUGUGCCAAGAGCCGUCAAGGAAACUGGUUUCUUCAACCCUUUAUAUGGAAUUCCAUCUUUUCAGCCCCAAACACAAACUUAUGCCCUGUGUGGUACUACGCAGCUGCUUUUGUGGAAGUCAUGGCUUUCCUGUGGAAUAAAGAUGGUCCAAAGGUAGACAGAAAAUAAAUAUAUAUAUAUGUAUUAGUAAUUUAUAUAGAUGUCAGCAGUUAGGCAGAUCAAGUUCUAGCGUAGAGCCCGUUGUUAAAUAAAGCAUACUUCGUUUUCCUCUCUCGAA